AUGCCCAUCGCUACAACAUCUUGCUCCAAGGAAUAUGUUCUGCCUCAGCUUAAUACCAAGAGCUGCCAAUAUACUCUGAAAUUUAUUUCUCUUUUUGACGAUACUCUAAUAAGAAUAUUUUCAGGCGCCUUUAUUUAUGAGCUUUUACCCAUUACAGGCCAACAAGAGACAUUCAACCUUAUCAGCGACUCACUUGUGCAAGUGAAAGCAUCGAAUAACGUGUACAUGUUCCUCCAUUUCAAUUACCCCUGUCUGGAUGAAGAUAGUAAUCUGAAUGUGCAUCACCUACAGUUAAUCCCGAAUGAUUUGUUUUUAAACAAGUACAUAUGGAGUACGCCCAAAGUGCAAAGUUGGUACGGACAAUACCAUUUCAUUUCUAUUGUCGCUCCGGACGGUCCAUUUGAGAUAUUACUUGACCAUGUCAAAAUUAGUUUGAAUUUUAAAGAAGAAAAGGGAGUGGCCUGGACAACUUCUUUGUAUGAAAUUAUGCCAGGACAACACGAAGCGUGUGCUAUUCACGGACAACUCUUCGCAAUUUAUGCUUUGGGAUGGGAUGAUGAAACUUAUUUCGCACAUGACGUUGGUUAUGCAAUAACAGAUUCAAAAGAAGUUGGAGGCAAAGAAGAUAGUAACGCUUUCUGGACGGUGAUGUUCUGCAUAGUAGUUUCCACAUUGCUUUUAUGUGUGAUUGGUUAUAAAGGAUAUGAUUCGUACCGAAGAGAGAAAAAGACAAGCUCAAAUAAUAUAUCCCAACCUUCAAAAAGCCACCAUCCACUUAAUAUUUGCGACUCCAAACAGCCAACAGAAAGUGAAAGCGUUUUGUCAUCCACUGAAAGCAGCGGCCAACGAACACCAGGCAGUUCCAGUAGUAGCCUUAAACAAUAUGCUACUUCAUGUCCGAGCGUUUGUCGCUGCUGGGGCAUGAGCAACUUACACAGCACAGCGCAGAGACCUAUAGAUUUAAGUGAUAACGAAGAUGGUUCAAAUGAUUCUCUUGAUGAAUCAUCGCUUAAUACAAGAAGGAGGCACAAAAAUAAAAUGCUUUUGCUUUCAAAAAGUGCGUUUACACCUGCACAUACACAGUCAUAUAUAAAAACAUAUUGGUGAUAAAAUUACUGAACA
Messenger RNA from Physella acuta, 1122 nucleotides. RefSeq lists its product as uncharacterized. Lineage: Eukaryota; Metazoa; Mollusca; Gastropoda; Physidae. The record is from RefSeq and is a predicted model, not a curated record.